This is a messenger RNA of Puma concolor (puma), 1196 nucleotides long. It is a transcript of the gene MLX, whose product is annotated as MAX dimerization protein MLX. NCBI's taxonomy places the organism in Eukaryota, Metazoa, Chordata, Mammalia, Carnivora, Felidae. Gene Ontology annotation, cellular component: nucleus. Gene Ontology annotation, molecular function: DNA-binding transcription factor activity, RNA polymerase II-specific; protein dimerization activity; RNA polymerase II cis-regulatory region sequence-specific DNA binding. The record is from RefSeq and is a predicted model, not a curated record. Gene Ontology annotation, biological process: regulation of transcription by RNA polymerase II.
UUCGGUGGGUCGGAGAUGACGGAGCCGGUCGCCUCUCCGGACGACCCCUGGGUCAAGGCAAGCCCCGCGGGCGCGUACGCCGGCGAGGGGAGGGCGGGUCGGGCUCAUGCACGUGGGGGGUCCCGAAGACUAGGGGAUUCCCUGCAGUCCCCAAAUGUCCCCCCGCCCUCCGGGCCCCGGGGCUGCAGAGAAGACAGCCCUCACCCUGCGCGUGCCAAGGUGGAGUAUGCCUACAGUGACAACAGCCUGGACCCCGGGCUUUUUGUAGAAAGUACCCGAAAGGGGAGUGUAGUGUCCAGAGCUAAUAGCAUCGGUUCCACCAGUGCCUCUUCUGUCCCCAAUACAGAUGAUGAGGACAGUGAUUACCACCAGGAGUCCUACAAGGAGUCCUACAAGGACCGGCGGCGGCGAGCACACACUCAGGCUGAGCAGAAGAGGAGAGACGCCAUCAAGAGAGGCUAUGAUGACCUCCAGACCAUCGUCCCCACCUGCCAGCAGCAGGACUUCUCCAUUGGCUCCCAAAAGCUCAGCAAAGCCAUCGUUCUACAGAAGACUAUUGACUACAUCCAGUUUUUGCACAAGGAGAAGAAAAAGCAGGAGGAGGAGGUGUCCAUGCUACGCAAGGACGUCACGGCCCUAAAGAUCAUGAAAGUGAACUAUGAGCAGAUUGUGAAGGCACACCAGGACAACCCCCAUGAGGGAGACGACCAGGUCUCUGACCAAGUCAAGUUCAAUGUGUUUCAAGGCAUCAUGGACUCACUGUUCCAGUCCUUCAAUGCCUCUAUCUCCGUGGCCAGUUUCCAGGAGCUGUCAGCCUGUGUCUUCAGCUGGAUUGAGGAGCACUGUAAGCCUCAGACCCUACGGGAGAUUGUGAUUGGCGUCUUGCACCAAUUGAAGAACCAGCUGUACUGACUGGGUUUUGGAAGCUGCAGAAGAGCCAACAAGAGGCCAGAGUCUCCUACUUGGCCACGGAGCCACUGGGCUUAUGAGAUUGGACUGCGACACUGCACACCAGUCAGCUGGUUCUCGGUGUUUGGUUCCCCAGCACCCCUUCAUCCUCACUGGGGCUGGGGUAUUUGUUUUGUGAAAGCUUUAAUUUAUUAUACUGACCACAGAACUUGAGCUUACUGUCUUUCCCCUUCUCCGUAGAAGUCUUCGGGAGGGGGGACCCUGUUCUGGGGACACCCCCCCUCCCC